Messenger RNA from Vicia faba (fava bean), 7794 nucleotides. NCBI's taxonomy places the organism in Eukaryota, Viridiplantae, Streptophyta, Magnoliopsida, Fabales, Fabaceae. The record is from the annotation of a GenBank genome assembly.
AUGGCGGAAUCACUGCAAUCCAUCGUUUCUCUUUCCGAAUUGGUUUCUACUUCAUCCACUAACCAACGACUUCGAAUUUUCCAGCGCGAAGUCCCCGCGUUCUUGAAUUCUUCCAUUUCAGAUGAUGUGUCUCCGGAGUUUGCUUCGUUGUUGACUGAUAUAGUAUUUCGAACUGUUGCGAUUUACGAAGAUCGGGGAUCGAGGAAAGCGGUUGAUGAUGUGAUUGUUAAGGCGUUGAGUGGAACGGUUUUUAUGAAGACUUUUGCGGCUGCGCUAGUUCAGAUUUCGAAGAAUGCUUUGUGUAGAGUGGCUGCAGGGCAAGGUUCUUUGCUUAAUAUUGUUUGGCGGAGGUGUUUUCGUGAAAGAAGGGCGUGCAAGAAAAAGAUUUUUCAUUUAUUUUCUAAGUCACCGGAUAUUUAUAAAGUCUAUGUACAAGAAGUGAAAAAUGGCCUAAUUCCUUAUAAGGAUAGUCCGGAAUUAUUGUUGUUGUUGUUGGAGUUCUCAACUAGAUCACCGUCUUUAUUUGGAGAACUCAAGCCAACAUUUCUUGAUAUUUAUGUUAAUGCAAUAUUGAGUGCAAAAGAAAAGCCUGGAAAGAAUCUCACUGAAGCAUUUCAUCCACUGUAUUUGCAAAUAUCACAUGAAGAUUUUGGAGUUAUUGUUUUGCCGGCUGCGCUUAAAAUGCUUAAGCGCAACCCGGAGAUUGUGUUGGAGUCUGUUGGAAUUCUUUUGAAGUCGGUUAACCUUGAUUUGAGUAAAUAUGCUGCGGAAAUUCUUUCAGUAGUACUAGUGCAGGCUCGACAUGCCGAUGAAGAAAGAAGGGAUGUGGCAUUAGCUAUAGUCAGGAGUUUGAGCCAAAAAUCAAGCAAUCCAGAUGCACUGGACACAAUGUUCAAUGCUAUCAAAUCUGUUAUUAAAGGUUCAGAAGGAAGACUUGCUUUUCCAUACCAGAGAGUUGGAAUGGUGAAUGCGAUUCAAGAAUUAUCUAAUGCACCUGAUGGGAAAUAUCUCAUAGUUUUGUCUCAAACAAUAUGUGAUUUUCUUUUAUCAUGCUACAAGGAUGAUGGAAACGAAGAGGUUAAAAUGGCGACUUUGUCAGCUAUCGCUUCUUGGGCGGUUAAAUCUUCAAAUAUUAUUCAAGAGAGUUUAGUUUCCUUUUUUGCAUCUGGUCUCAAAGAGAAGGAAAUUUUAAGAAGGGGUUUCCUGCGCAGUCUACAUGCUUUAUGCAAAAAUGCCGAUGCUGUCUUAAAGAUAUCGUCGUUGCUUGGCCCUCUUGUCCAACUCGUAAAAACUGGCUUUACCAAGGCAGUGCAACGUUUAGAUGGCAUAUAUGCAUUGUUAUUAGUCGGGAAGAUAGCAGCAGUUGAUAUUAAAGCUGAGGAAAUAUUGGUAAAGGAAAAAGUAUGGGCCACUGUAUCACAAAAUGAACCUUCCCUCGUGCCCAUUUCCACGGCAUCAAAGCUAGCAGUUGAAGAUAGCAUUGCAUGUAUUGAUCUUCUUGAAGUGCUUCUUCUUGAACAUUUACAGCGUACAUUAUCCAGUUUCUCAGUCAGAUCGCUGUUACAGUUAAUCAUAUUUUUUAUAUGCCAUCCAAGGUGGGAUAUUCGAAGAAUAGCUUACAAUGUUGCUAAGAGGAUUAUAACUUCUGUUCCACAAUUAUCUGAAGAUCUUUUCUCUGAGUUUUCAAAGUAUCUUUCUUUGAUUGAAGAGAAACUUUCAGCUUUAAGAUUAAGUGACACUGAUAUUUCUUUGGACCCUCAAGUUCCAUUCGUUCCAUCGGUUGAGGUUUUGGUAAAGGCCUUACUGAUUAUGUCAUCUUCAGCCAUGAAAGUUGCUCCAGAUUCAUUUGUCAGAAUAGUCCUUUGUGCACAUCACCCAUGUGUAGUUGGUAGUGCAAAAAGAGAUGUAGUGUGGAAGAGGCUCUCUAAGUGUCUGCAAGCACAUGGCUUUGAUGUAAUUGAUAUUGUUUCUGCCAAUGUGGUAAACUUUGUACAGGUCUUACUGGGACCAAUGGGUUUGAGAAGUGCUAAUCCACUUGAACAAGAAGCAGCAGUAUCAUCACUAUCCAACUUGAUGUCUAUAAUCCCUGGAGAUACCUAUACAGAGUUUGAGAAGCAUUUGCUAAAUCUUCCUGAGCGGUUUUCUCAUGAUACACUUUCAGAGAACGACAUCCAGAUCUUUCAUACACCUGAAGGAAUGCUUUCCGCUGAGCAAGGAAUUUAUGUUGCUGAAUCUGUUGCUUUUAAGAACACAAAACAAGCAAAGGGCCGUUUCCGGAUGUAUGAUGAAGAUGACUCGGAUCAUGCCCAAUCUAACCAUUCAACAAAGAGAGAUCAACCUAGUAGAGAAGCUGCUGGUGCAGGGAAAAAGGAUACUGGGAAGACAACAAAGAAGGCCGACAAAGGGAAGACAGCAAAAGAAGAGGCAAGAGAAUUGCUACUUAAGGAGGAGGCUUCUAUACGUGAUAGAGUUCGUGAAAUACAGAAAAAUCUGUCUUUGAUGCUAAGAACUCUUGGAAAUAUGGCCAUUGCUAACUCAAUUUUUGCACAUAGUAAACUGCCUUCAAUGGUCAAAUUUGUUGAACCUUUACUGCGAUCACCUAUUGUAAGUGACGAGGCCUUUGAAACCCUGGUGAUGUUAUCAAGAUGCACGGCUCCUCCUCUAUGUGAUUGGGCCUUUGACAUUUCUACUGCCUUACGUCUAGUUGUGACUGAUGAAGUUCAUCAUCUGUUGGAUCUUGCUCCAUCAGUUGUUGAAGAGGAAGUUAACCAAAGGCCAUCUGGCCUUUUUGAGCGAAUUAUAGAUGGCUUAUCUACUUCGUGUAAAUCAGGAGCACUUCCAGUUGAUUCUUUUUCUUUUGUAUUCCCUAUAAUGGAGAGAAUUCUUCUGUGCUCAAAGAAAACAAAGUUUCACGAAGCAGUGCUUCGGUUAAUUUACUUACACAUGGAUGCUCAUCUACCUCUUCCCAGGGUUCGAAUGCUGUCGGUUCUUUACCAUGUCCUUGGCGUUGUUCCAGCUUUUCAAGCAUCAAUAGGACCUGCUCUAAAUGAGCUAAGUCUUGGUUUCCAGCCUGACGAAGUUGCUUCAGCACUUUAUGGGGUUUAUGCAAAAGAUGUUCGCGUGAGAAUGGCCUGCUUAAAUGCUGUCAAGUGCAUCCCUGCUGUUUCUAAUCGUUCUCUACCCCAGAAUACUGAGGUUGCAACAAGUAUAUGGAUAGCAUUACAUGAUCCUGAGAAGCCGGUCGCCGAAGUGGCAGAAGACAUAUGGGAUCAUUAUGGGUUUGACUUUGGAACCGACUUUUCGGGAAUUUACAAAGCACUUUCUCAUGUUAACUACAAUGUUCGCUUGGCAGCUGCUGAAGCUCUAGCUGCUGCCUUGGAUGAACAUCCAGAUAUUAUACAAGAGACACUUUCCACUUUAUUUUCGUUGUAUAUCCGUGACACGGGAACUGGAGAUGGCAAUGUUGAUGCUGGUUGGCUGGGCAGGCAAGGUGUAGCUUUAGCACUACAUUCUGCUGCUGAUGUGUUGAGAACAAAAGACCUUCCGGUUGUAAUGACAUUUCUAAUAUCGAGAGCACUGGCUGAUCUAAAUGCUGAUGUUAGAGACAGAAUGAUUAAUUCUGGUAUAUUGAUCAUUGAUAAAAAUGGAAAAGACAAUGUCUCAUUGUUAUUUCCCAUAUUUGAGAACUACUUGAACAAAACGGCACCGGAUGAAGAACAAUAUGACUUGGUUCGUGAGGGUGUGGUUAUCUUCACUGGAGCUCUGGCAAAACACUUGGCAAAGGAUGAUCCCAAGGUUCAUGCUGUUGUGGACAAGUUGUUGGAUGUUUUGAACACUCCUUCAGAAUCUGUUCAACGGGCCGUCUCUGCGUGUCUAUCUCCCUUAAUGCAGUCAAAACAGGAGGAAGGAGCAGCUCUUGUUACUCGAUUGUUGGAUCAGAUGAUGAAAAGUGAGAAAUAUGGAGAACGGCGUGGGGCUGCUUUUGGACUUGCAGGGGUGGUUAAGGGAUUUGGUAUUUCUUGCUUGAAAAAGUAUAAGAUUGCGAUUAUUCUUCAAGAGUGUCUUGCUGAGAGGAACUCCGGAAAAUCUCGUGAAGGAGCCUUACUUGGAUUUGAGUGCCUUUGUGAGACACUUGGAAAACUAUUCGAACCGUACGUGAUCCAGAUGCUACCACUGCUUUUGGUUUCUUUCUCUGAUCAAGUUGCUGCAGUUCGAGAAGCAGCCGAAGGUGCUGCCCGUGCAAUGAUGUCCCAACUUAGUGCUCAAGGGGUGAAGCUUGUCCUUCCAUCUCUCUUGAAGGGUCUUGAAGAUAAAGCUUGGAGAACAAAACAAAGUAGUGUACAAUUACUUGGCGCUAUGGCUUACUGUGCUCCUCAACAGUUGUCUCAGUGCCUCCCUAAGAUUGUACCAAAAUUGACUGAGGUUUUAACUGAUUCCCAUCCUAAAGUCCAGUCAGCUGGGCAAAUGGCCCUUCAACAGGUUGGAAGUGUGAUAAAGAAUCCAGAAAUAUCUGCUCUUGUCCCUACACUACUUAAGGGACUCAGUGAUCCUAAUGAGCAUACAAAAUAUUCUCUUGAUAUUCUUCUCCAAACAACCUUUGUUAAUUCCAUCGAUGCCCCAUCACUUGCAUUGUUGGUACCAAUAGUACACAGAGGACUGAGGGUACGGAGUGCUGACACUAAGAAGAGAGCAUCACAAAUAGUUGGAAACAUGUGUUCCUUGGUUACAGAGCCUAAGGAUAUGAUUCCGUAUAUAGGAUUGUUGCUCCCUGAAGUCAAAAAGGUUCUUGUAGAUCCUAUCCCCGAAGUUCGGUCAGUUGCUGCUAGAGCCAUUGGAUCCCUUAUAGGAGGAAUGGGUGAAGAUAAUUUCCCCGAUCUUGUCCCAUGGUUGUUUGAAACUCUGAAGUCUGAUAAUAGUAAUGUUGAACGCUCCGGAGCAGCUCAAGGCCUGAGUGAGGUCUUAGCUGCACUUGGUAUUGCGUACUUUGAGCAUGUAUUGCCUGACAUUAUUCGAAAUUGCUCCCAUCAAAAAGCAUCUGUUCGAGAUGGAUACUUGACACUGUUUAAGUAUUUGCCGCGGUCAUUAGGAUUCCAGUUCCAAAACUAUCUUCCCCAGGUGCUGCCUUCUAUCUUAGAUGGUCUUGCUGAUGAGAAUGAAUCUGUCCGCGAGGCUGCACUAGGGGCUGGCCAUGUCUUGGUUGAACAUUAUGCAACAUCGUCUCUACCUCUUCUCCUACCAGCUGUUGAGGAUGGCAUAUUUAAUGAUAGUUGGCGUAUUCGACAGAGCUCUGUGGAGCUAUUGGGCGAUCUAUUAUUCAAAGUUGCUGGGACUUCUGGUAAAGCUUUACUUGAGGGGGGAAGUGAUGAUGAAGGUUCUAGUACCGAGGCUCAUGGACGUGCCAUCAUUGAGAUUCUAGGGCGUGAUAAGCGCAAUGAAGUACUUGCUGCAUUGUAUAUGGUUCGAGCAGAUGUUAGUUUGUCAGUACGCCAGGCUGCAUUACAUGUGUGGAAAACUAUUGUGGCAAAUACUCCAAAGACUCUUAGGGAAAUUAUGCCAGUUUUGAUGGAUACUUUAAUUGCAUCCCUUGCAUCAGCAUCAUCUGAAAGACGGCAGGUUGCUGGACGGUCACUUGGUGAGCUCGUCAGAAAGCUUGGUGAACGCGUGCUUCCCUUGAUAAUCCCAAUUUUAUCCCAGGGUUUGAGUGACCCUGACAGCGGCAGAAGACAGGGUGUUUGUGUUGGUCUGAGUGAAGUGAUGGCAAGCGCUGGUAAGAGUCAGUUGAUGACCUUCAUGACUGAUCUCAUCCCCACUAUUCGGACUGCUCUUUGUGAUAGUGAGCCCGCAGUUCGUGAAUCAGCGGGUCUUGCCUUCAGCACUCUGUACAAGAGUGCUGGUCUGCAAGCUAUUGAUGAGAUUGUUCCAACUCUUCUACAUGCAUUGGAGGAUGAUAAAACGUCUGACACUGCACUUGAUGGCCUUAAACAAAUUCUGAGUGUAAGAACAAGUGCAGUCUUGCCUCACAUUCUACCCAAACUGGUUCAUCCUCCAUUGUCGGCCUUCAAUGCACAUGCUCUUGGAGCUUUAGCAGAGGUUGCUGGGCCUGGUCUUGACUCUCAUCUUGGUACUGUGCUUCCUCCUUUGCUAUCAGCAAUGAGUAAUGUUGACCAGGAGGUUCAAACUUCUGCUAAGAAGGCUGCUGAAACAAUAGUCUUGGUUAUUGAUGAAGAAGGUGUUGACCCACUCAUAUCAGAGCUUGUGAAAGGUGUUAGUGAUAGCCAGGCUGCUGUAAGAAGAUCGAGUUCAUAUCUGAUAGGAUACUUUUUCAAAAGUAGCAAGUUAUACCUGGUUGAUGAAGCUCCAAAUAUGAUAUCUACCCUAAUCGUCUUAUUGAGUGAUCCCGAUUCAUCUACUGUUACUGUUGCUUUGGAAGCUUUGUCAAGGGUCAUUAUUUCAGUACCUAAGGAGGUACUCCCUUCGUAUAUAAAACUAGUUCGUGAUGCUGUGUCCUCAUCCCGAGACAAGGAACGAAGGAAGAAGAAGGGAGGACCAAUUCUCAUACCUGGAUUUUGUCUUCCUAAAGCACUCCAGCCCAUAUUGCCAAUUUUUCUCCAAGGUCUCAUAAAUGGGUCUUCCGAAUUGAGAGAGCAGGCAGCAUUGGGACUUGGUGAACUGAUAGAGGUGGCCGGAGAAAAAUCACUCAAGGAGGUUGUCAUCCCAAUAACAGGGCCUCUUAUUCGUAUUAUAGGUGACCGUUUCCCAUGGCAAGUGAAGAGUGCAAUUUUGUCUACUCUGAUUAUCAUGAUUACAAGGGGUGGCAUCUCUUUGAAACCUUUUCUUCCUCAACUGCAAACCACUUUUGUCAAGUGUCUACAGGAUAAUACAAGAACUAUUCGUUCUAGUGCUGCCCUAGCCCUUGGGAUGCUCAGUGGACUCAAUGCCAGGGUUGACCCUUUAAUUAGUGAUUUGCUCUCCGGUCUGCAGGGAUCAGAUGGUGGUGUCCGUGAAGCUAUUUUGAGUGCUUUGAAAGGUGUAUUGAAGCAUGCUGGGAAGAACGUGAGCUCUGCUGUUAUAAGUCGUAUAUACAGUGUUCUGAAAGAUUUAAUUCAUCACGAGGACGAUCGAGUUCGAAUGUAUGCUGCGAGUGUCUUGGGCAUCUUGACGCAGUACCUCGAAGCUGUUCAAAUCACAGAGUUGAUUCAGGAACUGUCAACUCUAGCUAUUUCACCAAAUUGGCCCCCUAGGCAUGGCUCCAUCCUUACAAUCUCUUCCUUGCUCUAUCACAACCCCGCAUCAAUUUUUUCAUCUUCCCUGUUCCCAACUAUUGUCGAUUGCCUUAGAGACACAUUGAAGGAUGAGAAGUUCCCUCUUCGUGAAAGUUCGACCAAGGCAUUCGGAAGGCUUCUUCUUUAUAAAGCUCAAGUAUAUCCUUCUGACACAGCGCUUUACAAAGAUGUUCUUUCAUUGCUAGUUACAUCCACACGUGACGAGUCCAGUGAAGUUAGAAGAAGGGCAUUAUCUGCUAUAAAGGCUGUUGCCAAAGCAAACCCUUCUGCCAUUAUGUCACAUGGGACGGUUAUUGGCCCUGCAUUAGCAGAGUGUUUAAAAGAUGCAAAUACCCCAGUUAGACUUGCUGCAGAACGAUGCGCUCUACAUGCCUUCCAACUAACAAAGGGUUUGGACAAUGUUCAAGCAGUACAGAAGUAUAUCACUGGUUUGGAUGCUAGACGUCUAUCAAAGUUUCCUGAACAUAGUGAUGAUAGUGGAGAGAGUGACGGAGAUAUGUCAACUAGCUAA